AUGGAGGGUUGGAGAAAUGCAGCCGCUGUGGCUUCAAUGGCGGCAGGCGUUACAUUGUGGCAGGUGAGAUCGAAAGAGUGGUCAGAACGGCACACCUGGUUAACAGCGGUGCAGCAACACGUGCUUUUCACAUCGUUGAGAUGCCGUGGACUGCUCCAGCAGCAUCAGCUGCUCUCUGAUUCUGCGGACGGUGCGGCAGUCCAGACACGGUUGCUGCAGAAACUGCUGCUCAGGCAUCAGUCCACCGAGUACGGUCGGGCGGAAGGUUUGCAGAACGUCAGCUGCUGGGACUCCUUCCGCCGUCAGCAUCCUAUCACCAACUUCUCGUACUACGAGCCGUAUAUCUCGCGUAUUCAGGCCGGUGAAGCCAACGUCCUGGCCGCAGGCCGGCCACAUUUGCUGGCUAUGACUUCCGCAACGGCUGGUGCUCCAAAGCUUCUGCCGGACGUGCCAGAUAUUGGCCAGACUUUUGCCCGUCGCGGCGGCAGCGUGGCUCUGGCGGUCAUUUACAAAAGCUUCCCAGAGAUGUCUGCGAGCCUGCAGCGCAAUCUGAAGCUGGCAUUCAGAGCAAGCAUCCACCACUUGGAGUCUGGCUUGGCUGUCGGCUGCAAGCGUGCGCCCGACAGUAGAAACUUUGGCCGCUUGCUCUGCGCAUACUCGAGCCCUCGGGCGGCCUACGACAUCAUGAAUGAAGCUGAUGCCAUGUAUGCCCAUGCUCUGUUUGCACUGAAGGAUCGUAAUUUGGGCACGUUGGAAGCGAAUUUUGCAACGAACAUCUGUGAUCUGCUGGACUUCAUACAAGACCACGGCUGGAGCUUGACAUCUGACAUAGAGGCGGGAAGGAUUUGGAGCGGCCAGAGGCCGGAGGAUCCCAAGACGGAGACAGCCGAGGCUGCGCUGAACACAGCUUUGGGAGGUCCAGAUCCCGACAGAGCAAACGAAGUCCGCGAACUUCUUGGACACGCUUUCGCCGUUCCCCUGCUUUGGCCCCGGAUGAAGCUGGUGAUAACAGUCACCGGAGGCAACUUCGAAGCAGCUACGGUGAGGUUGAGACGACUGCUGGGCGGAGUUCCGAUUUACUCGCCGUUCUACGCCUCAACGGAAGGGCUGCUGGGAAUUAACAUUUGUCCUUCCCAAGACGGGGUGCCCGAAUACCUCCUGGAUGCAGGAAGCAUGGUAUUCGAGUUUCUGCAGCUGCGAGAUUCCGGAUCCCACAAUGCCCAUGAACACGCAACCCUGCGAGCAUGGGAGGUUGAGGUCGGGCAUGCUUACGAGAUUCUGGUAACAACCCGUGGCGGCCUCUGCCGCUACAGGAUGGGCGAUGUGGUGAGAGUGGUCGGCAAGCUGGGGCAGAUGCCUUUGGUAUCACUGGAGGGUCGUACUGGCAAGUACCUCCCCUUGCCAGAUGGGCAGCUUCCGGACUUCGUCUUCAUGCGCUCACUAGCAAAGACGGCUAUAGCAGAAAAGGUUCGUGCAGCCGUGCUCCUGCAGCUCCAGGAAAGUGCAUUCUCGCCGCCUUCGCUGCAGCUCUGCAUUGAAGAAGACUUGGGCCAAGAAGUCUCGCAAAGGGAUGUGCUCGAUUGGGAUGCAGCUCUACGAUCAGAAAGCGCAGGAUACAGGGCCCUUCGCGAGGCGGGUCGCCUGGAAGUGCCUGUCUUGCACCGCGCACCGCGAGGCGCAUUCCGGCUUGUCCGUCAGCGUUUCGCCAGCUCGAUGUCGACUGCACACAUGCCGCCCGUGAGCCUGAGUCAGGUGAAGAUGCCUCUAGUGUUGCAAGGAGUUUUGGCUCAUGAAUUAUCGGCAAUGUCUCACAAAGGGGCCGUUGAGACUGGACGGUGA
This is a messenger RNA of Symbiodinium sp. CCMP2456, 1839 nucleotides long. NCBI's taxonomy places the organism in Eukaryota, Dinophyceae, Suessiales, Symbiodiniaceae. The record is from the annotation of a GenBank genome assembly.